CUCGGCAAUGGUAUACAGAGUGUGAGCUGCCCACUGAGUGAAUGGAUUUGAAUUACUCAAGAAUCUGUAGUAGAAACCUUCAUCUAGCGAUCCGGGUCUGCGAGCGAGAAAGACCUUGCAUUCAGUCUUUCGGAAAGAAUUGGACUUCAAAGGUGUUCGCCUGGAUCAGAAAUAUGUGGCACAGGUUUUCAUGACAAGGAUGUAUUGUUGUAAUCUUGAAAUCCCGAAUCGUAGCCAGUCUUUUGGAUCUGAGAUUGUAGAUGGUAUGAGACAUGAAGGAUCCCAGUAAUUUAGCAUCUUACAUGCUUUAUAGGGACACGAAUUGUGAGAAGCGUAAUUUGCAAAUGAGAUUGUGAUGAGUUACGCGGAUGAUGCAUAGAACAAAGCGGUCAGUGCUUUCUUGGAAAUAUUGGAAUACAAAAGUGGAAGGGCAAAGCCCAGUACAUCAAAGCCACAACGAUCUUAAAACGUUCAGCUGACAAGAAGUGUACAGGCUAACUCUUGUGGAACGUCAGACUCGGUUACCUGCGUCAAGUAUCGAGCCCAACUCUGAAGUCACUUCGAGACUGGCAAAAUGGGACAGAUAUAUCGUCGCCGUAAGAUACUGCUGUGGUUUCUUGCACAAAUUGAAAGGGUGGUUCGAGAAAUUUUUAUAGGCCUUAUGGACUACUGAAUUUGGAGAGACAGUAACAUGUCAAGAAUGAAGGCUUUGGAUCUAAACCUGUGAUUCACAGCGGAUUUAUCGAGGAGUCCGUACCUACCUACCAAUCGCCGCAGCGAUGGCAAUGAAAGUUUGCUGCUGCAUAAAUGAUGCGCACUCGAUGUUGGUAUUGUGUGUAGCAGUCAAUAGUGCGAGGAGUGAAAUCUACAGUGGAGGUAGAGAUUGUCUUAUCAAGGUUUGGGAUAUCGAGUCCGGCAAGCUACUUCGGAAACAACAGCAGCAUUCGAACUGGAUUACGACUCUUCUUUUCGUGCCAGCCCCUGUGAAGAUGCUCUUUUCCAGCUCUCUUGAUGGAAAUAUUCUGGUGUGGUCAGAUAGGGGUCGACUGCUUCAGGUUAUAGAAUUCGGAGGACCAGUGUUCUGUUUGGGAUGGAAUCCGAAGAGAAGACAGCUGGUGGUGGGAGGACGGGGUGCCGUUCAACUGUAUCAAGUCCUUCGAUCCUCAACUACCUACCUACAAACUGAUUCUGAAAGGAAAGCUGUUGCAUAUCUCAAGUUUCUGGAGCUUUCCUUCUGCCUUUGCAAUCACGACGACGUUGUUACCAGUGUUUGUUCCACAGAAAAAGGAAAAAUAUUCACUGUAGGGUUGGAUCGGGCCCUCUGCUUCUUCGAUGGUGACAGGCCGGAUGACACUCUUCGAAAGAUUCCAAACUGCCAUGAGGGAGGCAUUACGACUGUUACUUACGACAAGGAUAGUAAAUGGCUCGUUACUGGAGGUUAUGAUGGUUGCGUGAAGAUAUGGAGCCAAGAAGGGCACUGUCUCGAUUGUUUUGAUAACAUCACUGACUGCGUAACCUCCAUUGCCUACGUUUUUUCCACAAGAUGUUACUGGAUUACUGGAAAGAACAAUUCGGUGGUGGUAAUCGAUCCUGCGGCACCUGCUGACAUGACAGAGUGGAUUCAAGACACGUCCUCUUUCCAUGAUUACGCAAUAGUCCAAGUUUUACAUGACCAUACGAAGGACAUAGUGGUCGGUUGCACUGUAGAUCGGAGACUUGUCUGCUGGAGGUAUGAUCGAUGUGUUCCUCACCGCGUGUUACAUGGUCACUCCACUUGGGUUGAUGUUUUGCUCAUAGCUAUAAGAAGAGCUUACAAGGAGAGACUUCUGAUUAAAGACACCACUGAUAUUAUGCCCGAGCGAAAGAAACUCAGAAAACGGAAGAGCAUUAGGAAUGCCGGAACACCACAUAGCUCGAUGUCAGGUUCAUCACUCUCAGGAGCAUCUAAUACAGACACUAGCGGUUCUAGCGUGCGAGCUUCAACAGCUGCGACAACCUCGAGUUCUGGAGCAUCGGAAAUAAGGAUGAUCUCCUAUGAGCCUGAGAUAUUCAGUGGGAGUUCUGACGGGCAGAUUAUCAAGUGGAUACCAAACCCAGAUCCGAACAAGGACAUCUGGGUGUACUCCAAAAUAGCACCGAGAUGCAACCGUUCUAUCAACUGCAUGUUGCACCAUGUUGAGCUAGAUCUAUUAAUCACAGGUUCUGGAGAUUCCGACAUCAGCAUCUGGAACAUGGAUGGCUAUAGAAGCGUCCCUUUGUGGAGAUCAGCAACUCGUAAAGCACACGGCCCAGAUAUACUCAGAGGGCACACAGGAAAAAUUGUCGCUUUAUGUGCUCUGCCAGAUCUGAUACUAGUUUCAGCAUCUGCAGACAAGAGCCUGCGAUUUUGGGAUUUGUCUACCAGGCUACCAACGGAUGUUUAUGAGAUGGCCCAAGAUCACCCAUUCCAGGAUAUGACGUACAGCCCAACAAGAGAUCAGCUGGCAACUUGUGGAGGAGAUUCUACAGUGAAGAUAUGGUUUGGUGAACGGCGCAAGAAAGUUAAACAUCAUCUCAACGCUCCAGUCCUCGAUGGAGACGUGGAGAUAGUAAGGUGGUGCACAACUCACAACGGAAUCUGGGUGACAGCAACAGAGCGUGGGUGCAUCACCACUUGGGAUUCUCUUACUCAAGCUGCAUUGAGUACCAUGUGCAGUCACAAACAACCGGUCACAGCGAUGUUGGUCGAUGAGGAGAAUGACUAUAUCCUUAUAAGUUACCUGUACGACUAUAGUAUACGAGUCUAUCCUCUACUUUUGCAAGGGGAGGAGGUUUGUGUAUAUACAGGGCACACGGAUCAGAUUCAUUCGAUAGUCUAUCUAAAAGUUCGCCAUCAGUUCAUUUCUGCAUCAUGGGAUACCACUUUGAGAGUAUGGCUCGCUCCUCCUUAUGAUAAGGGCCCUGUGGCGGAGAAAAAAAUGGUCCUGAAGGAUAUGUUGACCAGCAAAGCAAUAGAGGCUCCAACAGAAGCUCCGUCGGAUGAGUUUGAUAUCACUGUAGAAAAAUCACAGUAUGUAAGCACCUACGAGAAAAGUCACCCUAUUGUGAUACCAGAGGUGUUAGCAAAUCCAAUGAAUACAGAUAUCUCCGCACUACACAUGGCCGUUCCAAAGCAAGAUGCAGUUAUGGCAGAGGUUGAUAAGGUGAUCUGCGUAAGCCUAUGUGAGAAGCUGGAUGAACUCGAGGCUCAGUUCAAGAAGCAAAUGAUUCAAGACGAGGAAGAGAAAGUCAAGAAGAAACAGAAAAAUCCCGAAGUUACCUUUCCUAACACCGCUGAAAUGAGGAUCCAUCCCCGCGCAGAUCAAAAGUGAUAUACUGCUUCUGAGAUAAGAAGGUUGGACGUAAAUACAAGAUAGUAAGGGCGAAGGAUCUUAAGGAAUUUUCGGAGCAGUCUAAAAGAUUUUGUACUCUCUGUAAAAAAUCACUUUUGCACAACAUCCUACAUGUUCCUGCCCUCGCUGGGAUAACCUCAAGCAGGUAGCGAAUAGUUGCUUGCGAUGUUGAGUGCACCGUAUACUUUCCGAGUGGGUGCGGAAUGAUUCUUGAUGUUACUUUGACGCUUUUAUCCAAAUAAAGUCAUGUCUAACUGCAAGAGCCAUAUUCUUU
Messenger RNA from Marchantia polymorpha subsp. ruderalis, 3645 nucleotides. The record is from the annotation of a GenBank genome assembly. Lineage: Eukaryota; Viridiplantae; Streptophyta; Marchantiopsida; Marchantiales; Marchantiaceae.